Messenger RNA from Knipowitschia caucasica, 318 nucleotides. The record is from the annotation of a GenBank genome assembly. Lineage: Eukaryota; Metazoa; Chordata; Actinopteri; Gobiiformes; Gobiidae.
AUGCCACAAGAGCCACAGGAGCAACAGGAGCCACAGGAAAUAAAGGAGCUAGAGGAGCCAGAGGAGCUAAAGGAGCCACGGGGGCCUCAGGAGCUACAGGAGGUAAGGGAGCUACAGGAACCACAGGAGUUAAAGGAGCCACAGGAGCCAAAGGAGUUCCAGGAGCCACAGGAGCUCCAGGAGCCACAGGAAACAAAGGAGCUACAGGAGCCUGGGGAGCCACAGGAGCCACAGAAGACAAAGGAGCUACAGCAGCCACAGGAGCCACAGGAAAUACAGGAGCUAGAGGAGCAACAGGAGCUAGAGGAGCAACAGUAG